AAUUGCUCAUGUCAUGUCAUGUUGCAUAUAAUAAAGUGCCUUUGGAUUUGGAUAUACGAGUCUGACAUAAUGAAUACGCAAGUGAAGUCAAAUUCAAGAAGCCACUUACUUGAACCUGUGAACGUGAAAAAUCAAGAGGGAAACCACAUAUCUUUUUCCUUUUUCUUGUAUUUAAGGGGAUGCAAUUGCAUUGGUUGGUUUUUCUACUUUCUUGCCUCUUUGCACUUUUGUUGUUCACUUUCUGGAUUCAUCCUAAAAGAAAAGGUUGGAGAAGUUCAAUUCAGGAGGAGCUAUCUGCCAAGAAAUUCUUAAGCUGUUGAAUAGAGUUUUGGAUAUAAUGGGUUGCAUUCCCUCAAAAGUAGCAGAAAAUAAGCACAUGUCUUUAGAAGUUGCAGAAGAUAAGAGUCAUAAGAGAACCCUACAUUCAGAAGAAGUGACAGAAAAUAAGCUUAAACCUGGUCAUGAGGAUUUUUCUGCCCUUGCUUCUGAAACACCAUUUACUGCAAGUGAGGUGGAAACCUUGAAGGAGUUGUUCCAAAAAUUAAGCUCUUCUAUUGUUAAAGAUGGAUUUAUUCAAAAGGAAGAGCUUUACUUUGCUCUUUUCAGAAACAGCAACAAGCGAAAUCUCUUUUUGGACAGGAUGUUUGAUCUUUUUGAUGUCAAUGGCAGUGGCCAGAUCGAGUUUGGGGAAUUUGUUCGAUCCUUGAGUGUCUUUCACCCAAAAGCUUCUGAAGCUGUGAAAAUAAAAUAUGCAUUUAAACUGUAUGACUUGAGGCACACUGGUUACAUUGAGCGCGAAGAGUUAAAGGAGAUGGUGCAGGCGAUUUUGGUUGAAUCUGAUCUGGUUCUCUCUGAUGAUGUGGUUGAAACAAUUGUGGGCAAGACAUUUGUGGAGGCCGACUCAAAAGGCGAUGGGAGGAUUGACCUAGAAGAAUGGAAAGAAUACGUGGGAAAGAAUCCAUCAGUGCUCAAGAACAUGACUCUACCUUAUCUAAUGGACAUAACUCAAGCAUUUCCCAGUUUUGUGCUGAAUGCAGAAACAGAAGAAUCACACUUGUAGCUUCAAUAUGUAUAUCUUUACCCAGAAAAAUCUAUCAUCCAAUACAAAGUACAAAGAAGAAUUCACAGGGGGAAGUAUGGCUAUUCUUGUUUAUGAAUCUCUUGUCUAUGGUGGUUAUGAAACGGUGGCAGAAAAGCCUGCAAUUCGCCUUCAGAAAGAAACGAUAAACAUUGCACAGCUAGAGAAAAUUUUAAUUUGGCACCUUAUGAUGCGGAAGCUAGUCCAUUGAAUCCCCAGACAGGAAGGUUUCAAGCCUCAUGAUUUUACUUUUGUUAACCUCAAAUCCAUAAUUCUUUUUUAACAGAGCUUGAGUGUAAUUGUGAUGUGUUCAGAGUAAAACCAGAAGUCUGUGUGACCAUCAAAUGUACAUAUGUGCUCGGGUAUUCCGUGUCUAUUAUCCAUGUCCUGCUUUUCAUGAUCAAGGAUGAAUUCCGGGUACCGGAUGUUUAUACCAAAAAAUGAAGGAUGAAUUGGUUGAACUUA
This is a messenger RNA of Lotus japonicus, 1543 nucleotides long. RefSeq names its product calcineurin B-like protein 7. The record is from RefSeq and is a predicted model, not a curated record. Gene Ontology annotation, biological process: calcium-mediated signaling. Bases 338 to 1060 code for a protein of 240 amino acids. Gene Ontology annotation, molecular function: kinase binding; calcium ion binding. Lineage: Eukaryota; Viridiplantae; Streptophyta; Magnoliopsida; Fabales; Fabaceae. The transcript is spliced from 9 exons.